AUGGGAAAGAGAAGGUGGCAAAGGAAGUAAUUGAAGAAAUAGAUGAAGAAAAGAAGUUGGUUAAAUUUAAAGUGAUUGGAGGAGAUAUAUUGGAGGCUUAUAAUUCAUUUUAUCUCACUGUUCAUGUUGAAACAAAAGGUGAAGAUAACUUAGUCACUUGGAUCUUGGAAUAUGAAAAGAAGAAUUGUAAUGUGCCAGAUCCACACACUUUAAUGGAAUUCUGCCUCAAUGUCACAAAAGAUAUUGAGACUCAUCAUCUCAAUUGAUACAUAAAUAUCACUAUGUUCAUACAUAAAUGUUGCUCGAACUUUUAAAAAAUAUAUCGAUAAUUAUAAUAUUAUCCUAUGUAUUGACGAUAUUUCUAAAGAGUAUGAGCAAUAUGGGGGUGAAUGCUUGGAACUAAGAUGUGGUGUCUCAAGUCUUUUAAUAAUGUGUGGUGUUAUUAAUGAGUGUGCUUUGAAAUGUAAACUAUAUGUAUCAAGAAUAAAAUAAAAUAGGGCAAAAUGAGUGACUAUGUAAUUUCUAAUAUAUAAUAUUUUGUUUGAGAUUGAAAAAUAGCUUGUAUUUUUUAA
Molecule: messenger RNA, 572 nt
Organism: Solanum lycopersicum (tomato)
Lineage: Eukaryota; Viridiplantae; Streptophyta; Magnoliopsida; Solanales; Solanaceae
Source: RefSeq, a predicted model, not a curated record